Molecule: messenger RNA, 507 nt
Organism: Debaryomyces fabryi
Lineage: Eukaryota; Fungi; Ascomycota; Pichiomycetes; Serinales; Debaryomycetaceae
Gene: EAF6
Product: Eaf6p
Exons: 1
Coding region: 1-507 (168 amino acids)
Cellular component (GO): NuA4 histone acetyltransferase complex
Source: RefSeq, a predicted model, not a curated record
AUGACAGAUAAGGAAGGCCAGGAGACGAAGGAUGCUCCGAGCAUCGAACAGUAUACGGCUCUCAAGGAUCAGUUGACUCAACAAAUUCUCAAAAAACAGGAGUUAGACUCGAAGCUCAGUAAGUUGGAAGAUUCGAUCUACGAGAAAGAAAACGAGUACUUCAACGAGAGUGUCUAUGGAAAUAUUGUCAAAGGAUUCCAAAACUUCACCAAAACAAACACGGGUGGUUUGAACAAGAGAAGAAUAACAUAUACCGAUGAUGACCACAUAUUUAGUUUGAGCUCAGUGAACUAUAUUAAGACGAUCAUGAAGCGACAGGGAGUAAACUCAAAUGGUGGACGGAAUGAAGAUUUGGACGACUACGAGGACUCGAUAGAUCCCAAUAAUGGAAAUGCUGGUGGAAAUACACCUGGUUCGACUAACAACCAUUCGGCAUCACAGGCCAACUCCAACUCGAACCAGAGUACGCCAGGAAGAAAACGAAAGAUCAGGACUAUUGACGAUUAA